This is a messenger RNA of Meriones unguiculatus (Mongolian gerbil), 3022 nucleotides long. It is a transcript of the gene F2rl1, whose product is annotated as F2R like trypsin receptor 1. The record is from RefSeq and is a predicted model, not a curated record. The transcript has 2 exons. Gene Ontology annotation, cellular component: membrane. Lineage: Eukaryota; Metazoa; Chordata; Mammalia; Rodentia; Muridae. Bases 136 to 1320 code for a protein of 394 amino acids. Gene Ontology annotation, molecular function: thrombin-activated receptor activity. Gene Ontology annotation, biological process: blood coagulation; thrombin-activated receptor signaling pathway; positive regulation of Rho protein signal transduction.
GGUUUCACUGAAACGGGUCCCGCCCUAGGCAAGCUCAGUGAGCCUCCGGUUACGGGUAGGAGACCCGGUGCUCCGAGCGGGGCUCGGAGUUUCGAACCGCUGGUGGCGGAUUCUCCGCCCGCCCCACGUCCGGGGAUGCGAAGUCUCAGCCUGGCGUGGCUGCUGGGAGGCGUCAUCCUUUUGGCGGCCUCGGUCUCUUGCAACCGGACCUACCAAGGACCCAGCAGUAAAGGAAGAAGUCUUAUUGGUAGAUUGGACACCCCUCCUCCAGUCUCUGCGAAAGGGGUUACAGUGGAACGAGGCUUUUCCAUUGAUGAAUUUUCUACGUCUGUCCUGACUGGGAAGCUUACCACCGUCUUCCUUCCAGUCAUCUACACUAUCGUAUUUGUGAUCGGUUUGCCCAGUAAUGGCAUGGCCCUCUGGGUCUUCCUUUUCCGGACGAAGAAGAAGCACCCUGCUGUGAUCUACAUGGCCAAUCUGGCCUUGGCAGACCUCCUGUCUGUCAUCUGGUUCCCCCUGAAGAUCGCCUACCAUCUCCAUGGCAACAACUGGAUCUAUGGGGAUGCACUUUGCAAGGUGCUUAUUGGCUUUUUCUAUGGCAACAUGUACUGCUCCAUCCUCUUCAUGACCUGCCUCAGCGUGCAGAGGUACUGGGUGAUCGUGAACCCCAUGGGACACCCCAGAAAGAAGGCAAACAUCGCCAUUGGUGUCUCCCUGGCAAUCUGGCUCCUGAUUUUUCUGGUCACCAUCCCUUUGUACGUCAUGAAGCAGACGAUCUACAUCCCAGCCCUGAACAUCACCACCUGUCAUGACGUGCUGCCUGAAGAGGUGUUGGUGGGGGACAUGUUCAAUUACUUCCUCUCCCUGGCCAUCGGAGUCUUUGUGUUCCCGGCCUUACUCACUGCAUCUGCCUACGUGCUCAUGAUCAGAACACUCCGUUCUUCGGCCAUGGAUGAACACUCGGAGAAGAAAAGGUGGCGGGCUAUCAGACUCAUCGUCACCGUGCUGGCCAUGUACUUCAUCUGCUUCACUCCCAGCAACCUUCUGCUUGUGGUGCAUUAUUUCCUGAUUAAAACCCAGAGCCAGAGCCAUGUCUACGCCCUCUAUCUUGUCACCCUCUGCCUGUCGACCCUCAACAGCUGCAUCGACCCCUUUGUCUAUUACUUUGUUUCACAGGAUUUCAGGGAUCACGCCAAAAACGCACUCCUCUGUCGAAGUGUCCGCACUGUGAAUCGCAUGCAAGUAUCCCUCACCUCCAAGUUCUCCAGGAAAUCCAGCUCUUACUCUUCAAGCUCAACUAGUGUUAAAACCUCCUACUGAACCUUACCUGAGGCUCUCAAGCCUGUGUAAUGGUGUGUGUGUGUGUGUGUGUCUGUGUGUGUGUGUUGGGGAUGCAACGACAUGCAUGGGGCUGUCAUUUCCUAACCAAGCUGAUAUCUCAGGCACGGAUCACAAGCAUGCAGCUCUCCCAGGAUUGCUAGAAGCCUCUGUGUUUGCAUGAGAAAAGUCCUCUAUUCUAAUUACAAUGGACCUCAGUGGCAGAAUUCUGCUCCUCUACCCUGCUGUCCCGGAAACUGGACUGAGAGAAACAUGUUUCAUGGAAGUGAUGAGAAGACAGAAAUCCAGUGACUUGCAAGAAAAGUACGCCUGAUGAGAAGGCUUAAGUUCCUAGCUGAAAAGAUUUCUUCUAUGUCUGUGGUCCAUCGCAGCUUUGUCAGGACUGGAGGCCCUUGGAGAGCCUCAGUCCUGUUGAUUGACGUUACAGACUUAGAAGAAGAGGGGACUGUAAAUGAAGUUCCUAGCCAGAAUUAUAAGCAGUUAACAGUGGGCUUGCACUGGACAAGAGAAUCCAAAUGACCAUUUCAUCAGAACUAUUGGGGACCUUGUUCAAUGCAAAGGUCCCUUAGCUUCAGUGAUGGGGACGCUGCUCUACAAACCUCAGUGUUGUCUGCAUAUGCAGAACUGUGGAGCCGAACUCUGCUUCUGCUUGUCAGCGCACCGCAGCAAUGUUGGAAAAGAAAAACCAACCACAAUGUGUGGGGCCUCUUUAUAGUCAUCUUAUAGUGAAAUUUACCUGCUAGUUUAUUAGGAUUUCCUUUGCUACACUUUGUAGUUUUGUCUGUUAGCCAAGAAAAUAAAAUGAGGAUUUUCUUUUUUUUCUGGUUUUUUGAGACAGGGUUUCUCUGUGUAGCCCUUGGCUGUCCUGGACUUGCUUUGUAGACCAGGCUGGCCUCGAAAUCACGGAGAUACCCCUGCCUCUGCCUCCCUGAGUGCUGGGAUUAAAGGCAUGUGCCACCACGCUCUGCAGAAAAUAAGAAUCUUAAACAUGUAAAUAGAAAGUUUUAUAUAGCUUUUUUUUUUUUUAACUUAAGUCAGUGUGGGUAAUGGAGUAUUUUGCCAACUGCAAAUACCAUGUAGUGUUUUUUUAAAGUUACUUUUUAACUGUAUCAUGGAAACUUAAGACAUUUUUAUGGUAAUGCACUAUUAUAGUGUCAAUUCCCCUCCCCCUCAAUCAUUUUUCCUCCCUUUGUACCCUCCCCUGCCCUCCUGCCCUUGCUAUUUACCUUUCUCCCACCAAACAGUCCCCUGUCUGCUUUCAAGGACCAUUUAGUUGUCUAUAAAAACCACUGCUGGAAUAUCUAUUAUCAGUUUCGUUUAUCUGUUACUGACUGUGGGAUUAACAUCUCAUCUGUCUGGGAAAACACAAAACGGGCUGCAGCCAUUGCGGAGGUACAGGCUCCAGACGCACUUUACACAUUGCCUGUAUUUGUGGCUUUAAAAAAAUUGUGUUGUACGACUGAUUCAUAAAUAAUACACGAACUUUUUAAAAAACAAACACAGCUUCUUUCGGGCUGUGUGUUUCUCUGUUUGGGGGCGACGAAGGGAACCCCACCAUUCUUCCUACGGUGGCGCUCACCUUUUCUUUCUGUUUCACGCAACACCAGGGAUUUCAAAGCUGGCCUUGUGAAUUCACUCUAUUUUUUAUCAUUAUUUUUAAAAUAAACAUAAAAUGUAGAUCAUG